AUGACCACCCCUACGAACGCCCCGAAGAAAAGCUGGAGAGACAUUAUUCUCGACUGGCUGGCGAAUUGGGUUGACAGUUUCGACAUCCCAGACGGCAGGGUUGGCAGGCCUGCUCAGAGCUCUGCCUUUGCCACGAACAACCGUAAACUUUUCCCCAGCCUUUUGGAGCCCUACCACGAGUUUGAGGAAGAGUGGAGGAAACUCGGUACCUUGAUCGACAAGCACAACGCUGAAAUCGACGCGCGAUUGGCCCAACGAGUCGCAGGCAAGGACGCGACCUCGGCCGUCGGCGCACCCAAGGCAACUCACUACUAG
Messenger RNA from Coprinopsis cinerea okayama7#130, 315 nucleotides. RefSeq lists its product as hypothetical. The record is from RefSeq and is a predicted model, not a curated record. NCBI's taxonomy places the organism in Eukaryota, Fungi, Basidiomycota, Agaricomycetes, Agaricales, Psathyrellaceae. The transcript has 5 exons. Bases 1 to 315 code for a protein of 104 amino acids.